UCAAGGGGGCCGAAUACUUUCGCAAGGCACUGUAGCAAGAUCAAGACAUCAUGGGAAAGACGUAAUAAAAAAACGUUAACAAAAUUUCCCUUUUGCCCAAUGGGAUAUUAUUAUCAGACCAACAUGUUUGUUGAAUAGCUAUAGAAAUCAUAUGCAGGGCUCAUCAAGUCCCCAAAGCCUACAAAGACCUCCUCAGGCGCUACCCAAGAUACCUCCCUUAAAAGAGCGAUUUGCUGCUCUAUCCUGAUGCAGGGGAGCUGUUAUGGACCGACAAAUAACCAAAAUAUUCCCUACACACAACGUGCAACUUUGUGGCAACUAUUUUAUGUGGUUACCUGGUUGUAACAGAGAGCUGUUGGUUAUUCUGGUUGUCUGACGCCUUCUCAACCAGACAACCAGUUUACAACCAGAAAACGAUGUCAUUACAUGACAUGGUAUGCCAAAAGUUCCCCAUAGGGUCAGUAUCUAUGUGUGCCACAACCUGACUUGCUAUCAUCUGGACAUUUUGUCUAUGAACUUUUACUUGUGGUUCCAUCCACACAUCUACUACUUCAUGCAGAGGAGCUGCUGUUGCCCUUUUCUCAUUUGCCCCGAAACAGGGAGCAUGCAUAGGAAACAAACACAAGCGCUCAUGCAUUAUGGAUCCUCUGUUGUAAAGAAGUAUGUUACAAAAGGACUGUAGCAUAUGUAAUUAAUGGGAGUUAAGAAUGUUUUGAGUCUGUAUUAGGUGUGUGUGUGUUUUCCCUGCAAAUCCUCUGAAACCUGGCGAUGGAGAUAAACAGCUUCAAAGUGGUCGUUUUGCUUAUGAGCAUGAGCUGCUGUGACAGCUAAGGAGGGUAGUCCGCCUUCGACUCUCCUCCAUUCCUCCCUUCCUCUAUUCAUCUGCAGUUUCUUCUCUCUCUCUUUCUCUCUCCAUCUUCAUGGAGGCACUUACAGUUUUUCUCAAUUGCUAAAACACUAAAACCCAUUGGCUGAACAAAGUUCUCAGUUGCCUGGACUCAUUUAGCUAAUUAUGCAGUCUGUUUUUAAUACCUUACACCAUUUCACAUGGUAAAACACAAUUUGCAGAUCUCACUUAGACUUUUCAGGAUAGAAUGGAUAGAAGAAACAAUGUGAGAGGACGAGGAUGAGUGCGUAUGCGAGGAGGGGGAGGAGGGCAAGAAAGAGGAAGAGGAGUAUGAAGAAGAAGAAGAGGAAGACAAAGAUGGAAGUAUCUGAUGAAAUUCGAGCAACAGUUAUAGACCAUGUUCUUGUCCAUGGACUGACAAUGAGGGAAGCAGGACUUAGAGUGCAACCCAAUUUGAGCCGAUUUUCUGUGUCCACCAUAGUAAGGACAUUCAGAGAAGAGAACAGGUACAGUAUACUACUGUAUUUUUGUAAUUGCAAAUUUAUUGUACUACACUAUAUGCAGCUGUUUCAAUAGACAUUUUUAAAGUUAAUCACUGUAUGAAUUGUACUACAUGAAUAUGUUUUGUAACUGCACAACUACUUUUUGUAGAAUUGCAAGGCUGCCACAUGCAGGUGGAAGGACAGCUAUAUUCAAUCGGGAGCAAGAGGCCGUUAUAGUUGGCAUGGUCCUUCAAGAUAAUGCAAUACGACUCAGAGAAAUCCAGGAACGAGUGAUACAAAACAUUAUUUCCACAAUUGACCGUGUCCUCCAUCGUAACAGGAUGCGAAUGAAACAAGUAUACAGAGUACCUUUUGAGCGCAACUCACCAAGGGUGAAAGAACUGCGAGCUCAGUAUGUGAAAACAAUAUUUGACUUGGAGUCCUUGGACAGACCCCAUGAGUUAAUCUUUGUCGUUGAAGCAGGCUUUAAUCUAACAAAGAGGAGAAGGAGAGGCCCAAACAUGAUUGGACAGCGGACCAUUGUUGAAGUCCCUGGUCAACGUUGUUACAAUCUGUGCUGCUAUCAGCAACCAUGGUGUUCGACAUCACCAUGUUACACUCGGGCCAUAUAACACCCAGCACCUUCUAAGAUUUAUUGCCAAUCUAAGAGAGAUUUUAUUUGAGCAGCAGGGUCAAGAGCUAAAUGAGAAUCCCAUUCCCACCUAUGUGAUAGUGUAGGACAAUGUCAGUUUCCAACGAGCUGCUCAGGUAAGGGAAUGUUUUAACAUCAAUGGGCAGUUUAUGAACUUGUACCUCCCUCCAUACUCGCCUUUCCAUAAUCCGAUUGAGGUGUUUUUCUCCUCUUGGAGAUGGAAAGUGUAUGAUAGACAACCCUACACCAGAGUAAAUCUGCUGCAAGCCAUGGAUUUAGCCUGUAGUGAUAUAGGUGAGGAAUCAUGUCAGGGCUGGACAUGGCACACAAGAGGCUUCUUCCCCCGUCGCCUCAGGAGGGACAAUAUUGCUUGUGAUGUCAACGAAGUGCUCUGGCCUGACCCAGCUCAAAGACAAGAAGAAGCACAUUGAUCACAUGUUUACUCCUUUGAUUUUUGUCCCUUUUGGGACAAAUUGGGUUGUUAUUGUAUACUGUAGUACAGUGCAUUGUAGGCUGUAUACUGUACAAUGGACAAAUUGUAUGGGCCUGAACAUUGUGCCUUCCAUUUAUUACAUUUUUUUCCAAUUGCUAACACACUAAAAUGACAUGCACAGCACAAUUAUUUAAACUGACACACAGAGAGCAAAACCUCUUCUCAAGUCUCCAAAAGUCUAAACACAUUUUCUGCUUUACAUACAUUUUGCAAUUCAAAAUGGCACUUUUUAAAUGCACUGCACACGGUUCUCUGCAUAAGACACAACAAUCUGGCAUAAAGUCACAUGUUUGCCAUUUCAAAACACUGCCAUUCAAAAUUACACUACAUGAGCUAAUUGGCCAAUACAUGUGCCACCUGGCCAAACACCUCAAUGGUUAAUUGUUACCACUUCAAUCAGGAAGUAAGCACUAUGAAAAGACCACAGGUGAGCAGCACCGUUUGUUUUACAACAACAAUGGAAGCCGUUGCAGAGAGAGGAAGAGAAAGAGGGAGGGUGAUAAUGAGAGGGGGAGGGGGAGGAAGAGUGAGAGGUAUAGGUAGAGCUGGUAGAGGAGUUCAUUGCCAAAGAAGACAACAUCUUUCAAAUGAAAUCAGAGCAACCGUAGUUGAUCAUGUCAUCAACCAUGGGCUGACAAUGCGAGAGGCUGGACAGAGAGUGCAGCCCAACUUGAGCCGUUUUACUGUCGCCUCUGUCAUCCGGACAUUUAGACUGGAGUACAGGACUGAGAGAUGCAACCAUGGUAGAGGAAUGGGCAAAAUGUUCACCGGGGUACAGGAAGCUAACAUUGUAAACUUGGUUUUGGAAAAUAAUGAAAUCAGAUUACGAGAAAUUCAAAGCCACAUCAUCCAAGACAACACCAUAUUCAACAACAUUCAACGAGUCAGUCUGUCCACAUUGGCUCGCAUUCUCACGCGAAACCAAAUCAGAAUGAAACAACUUUAUAAGGUGCCGUUUGAGAGAAACUCUCAAAGAAACAAAGAGUUCAGACGAGCAUAUGUGGAUGGAGUACUGGAAAUGGAUGCUCAUGCAAUCCCACAUGAGUUCAUCUUUAUAGAUGAGGCUGGGUUCAACCUAGCAAAGACCAGAAGAAGGGGGAGAAACGUCAUUGGCCACAGAGCCAUUAUAGAUGUUCCUGGCCAACGUGGUGGGAACAUCACAUGGAGGACACCAUGCGUAUGCAUGGUGUUCUCCACCGUCAUGCCAACCUUGGACCAUACAACACAGCCCAUAUUAUCACAUUUCUGGACAGACUCCACAACAUUCUCAUGCCACCAGAGCGUAUGAAUGAUGCAGAUCAUCAAAGAACCCGGUACAUUGUAGUAUGGGACAACGUGAGCUUUCAUCGUGCAGCCCCAGGUUUGCUGACCACCCACCAUUUCUCAUGCAAUACCUCCCACCAUACUCACCAUUUCUGAAUCCCAUAGAAGAGUUGUUUUCGGCAUGGCGGUGGAAGGUAUACGACCGGCAGCCCUCUUGUGCAGGCUAUGGAAGAGGCAUGUGAUGAGAUUGAUGUGGGUGCGAUUCAGGGAUAGAUAAGGCACUCAAGGCACUUCUUCACUCGAUGUCUGGCAAGGGAAGAUAUUGCCUGUGAUGUGGACGAGGCGUUGUGGCCAGACCCAGCUGUGCGGCAAGAUGCUGCCUCUUUUUUUCGAUAUAUUUUUUCUGCAAUUUUCAGUUUACUGUUUUUUUCUGAGCAUAUUUUUGUUCAGUCCAAUGUAAAUAUAUCUGCUGCGCAUAUGUCGCACUGACUUGUUUGGUUUAAAAAUUGUAAAAAAUGUAGGUGUAUCUGUAAAUAUUUCUGUGCAUCUGAAGAUUUUCUACAAUUUGAACUAUUUUAGUAUUAUGGCAAAGCAUACUAAAGAUGAGACUGCUUUUCAUUAUGCCCAACAGUGUGUAGUUGGUUAGACAAAAAUCUGGUAAUAUGAAUGAAGUGUGUGCCAUUUCGUGCAAACGUUUGAUUUUGAUAAUGCUAUAUGUAGUUUUGGUUGCAGUGCUUCAUUUUGCAGGAUAUAUGAGGUAUUUUGCAGUUUGAGUGUGUGGUUUUGUGAUUUGUGUUGUGCCUAGAAUUGUGUUAGCCUAGUGGUUAGAGCAUUGGACUAGUAACUGAAAGAUUGCAAGUUCAAAUCCCCGAGCUGACAAGGUACAAAUCUGUCAUUCUGCCCCUGAACAGGCAGUUAACCCACUGUUCCUAGGCCGUCAUUGAAAAUAAGAAUUUGUUCUUAACUGACUUGCCUAGUAAAAUUUAAAAAAAUUAAAAAUAAAUGUAAAAAACAGCCUAGUUUGCAAAAUUGUGUUUUAGCAAUUGGGAAAAACUGUAACAGUACUGACUGCUCAAUAGAUUUUGACUGGUUGCAGGUUCAUAUCAACAAAGAACAAGAAUUACAGUAUCACAGAGACAAAGGACAAGUUUGUGAGAUGCAGGGUACAGUACUGUAAAAAUAGGGGUACAAGGGGUGGAAGAACAAAAAAACAUAAUUGCAAAGAGCAAAGCAGAGUAGUAAUUUCUGAUCAAUUUUGAGCUACUAUGAUAGAACAUGUUUUCAUUCAUCAAAAGACAAUGACGGAAAAAUAUGAAUAUUUUUCUAGAUUAAAAAUGAGAAUUGUACGUUUUGAACAAUGUCUUUUCUAUUUUUCGGUGUAUUGUUAACUGACUGCUUGAGAGUGUAUAUCAUUUUGAUCACUUUGUUUAUGAUUUUAGAGCAGUGUUUGAUUUUGAACACAGGUAAAACUGUUUUGAGGCGAAUGUUUCAUUUUGCAAGAGGAGUCAGAGGUUAUGUAAAUAGUGCUUGAAGAUGAGGUUUUGUGUUUAAUGUUUUCAGGAAAUGAAGCAAGGUUUCAGAAAUUGUGUUUUAGCAAUUGAGAAAAACUGUAACACUUCAGAGAAGCCCAGAGACGGAAUCUUCAAGUCAUUUCCUUACCCGUUAAUACCUCAUUCUCUUUGUUUCUCUCUCCCUUCAUUUUGCAUCAUCAUGGUGACACUUUUUGUCUUGAAAGUCUAAUAUCUUGAAAACUUGACUGCUGACAUGAAAAAUGUUUUCGGACUGUAUCAACAGUGGACUAAUGAUAAAAUAAAAUAAAUGUAUGGUUUGCUUUGCAGUCUCAA
Molecule: messenger RNA, 5581 nt
Organism: Oncorhynchus keta (chum salmon)
Lineage: Eukaryota; Metazoa; Chordata; Actinopteri; Salmoniformes; Salmonidae
Exons: 4
Coding region: 2848-3762 (304 amino acids)
Source: RefSeq, a predicted model, not a curated record